Aaosphaeria arxii CBS 175.79 is the source of this 3399-nucleotide messenger RNA. RefSeq lists its product as uncharacterized. Lineage: Eukaryota; Fungi; Ascomycota; Dothideomycetes; Pleosporales. The transcript has 3 exons. The coding region runs from base 99 to 3284 and encodes 1061 amino acids. Gene Ontology annotation, cellular component: ubiquitin ligase complex; nucleus; cytoplasm. Gene Ontology annotation, biological process: protein polyubiquitination. The record is from RefSeq and is a predicted model, not a curated record. Gene Ontology annotation, molecular function: ubiquitin-ubiquitin ligase activity.
CAGGAUUCCGCAAUGUCGGAUGCAGAGAAAGUACGUUUAUAACAUUGAUAGUUUCUAAGAUUACAUUCACGCCAUGCCUGUAUUUUCUACCAGAUGGAAUGGCUCGAUGGGAAAUUACCCUUCACGGGUGUUCAACUGUGACACUAAAGAUCCGAGCGAAACGCCUUGCGAAGCUUGGGGGUUCAACGGCUUCCUCACCUGGUAGCUCCUCACCGAAGCCUCCAGCACAGCCAACGUCGCCGCCGGCAGCACCUCAGGAAAGACCGAUACCUACAGAACCUUCGAAGCCGAAACCUCCUACACAGCCAAGCGUGGCGACCGAAGCCGCUCCCCGAAAGAUCAACAUCAAACCAGCAGCUCCAAAACCACCUCCUCAAGAAGUAAGCAUCGAAUCUUGGGAAGACAGGACAAUAGGGAGCAUUUUCCGCAUCACAUUAGACCCGAAUCAAAGUCGCGAUGCGCAUGGACUCCCACUAUACCAUGUUUCUGGCGUCCGGGACGAGCUUCAGGAGAACAACAGGCCAGUGCGGCUCACAAAGGACACUGAGAUUUUGGAAUCCGCAAUACAAGAAGCAACUUCGAGCCAAGCUUUGGGCAAGCCACUUGACUACUUGCUUGGCUGCUGGAAGAGGGUGUCGAAGCUGUUCCGAGGGAUGCACAAUAAGGCAGACCCCAAGUACGCAAUACUCCAAGAGGCGCGUCGGUUGUGCUUCAAUUACUGCAUCCUUGCUGCCACAAUUCCAGAGAUGUUUGGCGAGGAGUCGUCUGAGGUACCUGCCUUGGCCGAUUAUCUUCUGGUUGACCCAAACAAUGACCGCGGGAUAUGUCACGACUUCCUGAACGAAGCAGUCUCACGAUUUGGUGGUGAGGACGAGGAGGUCAUGAAUGUCAAGCAGGUCCUUGUUGAAGCUAUGGAGGAGCUGAGUCGGCGGUUAGCCAAGCUCUCCAUGAAUGAUGACUAUACACCUUACGUUUUAGCGAUGCGAAACUUUGUGCGUUACAAGCCUCUCUUGGUUGCUCUUUCGGAGUCGCCUCGCUUCUUGCCUGAGAACACCGAACCGCAGAAUAUCGAAACCGACACACUUCUCGGUCCCUUCUUUAGUCUAUCGCCAAUGCAGGGCGCAGUGGCUCUCAAUUAUUUCUCCAGCCCGACGACCCGAGAUAAGGGAUAUGUCAACAACUCUCAAAAAGCCCUACGCAUGACUUUACAGACUCACCAGGACGAACUCUUCGACGUAGUCAACUGCUUCAUCAAAUUGGAAAAGGCCUCUCGUGAGCGUAUGCUCGACUGGUUUGCAUUGUCUCUGAAUACGAACCACAAGCGAAGAGCUCUACAGGUUGAUCCUAAGACUACUGCAUCGGACGGGUUCAUGGUCAACGUCACUGUUAUGCUUGAUCGGUUGUGUGAACCAUUCAUGGAUGCAACAUUCUCAAAAAUAGAUCGCAUUGAUAUCGAUUAUCUCCGUCGCUCUCCAAGAAUUGAUAUCUCAGACGAGACCAAGAUCAACGCUGAUCAGCAUGCCUCAGACGAUUUCUACGCAAACAAAGCGGAAGGGACAAACAACUUCAUUAGUGAAGUUUUCUUCUUGACUGUUGCGGCACAUCAUUAUGGCACCGAAGCCGCAAAUACGAAGCUUUCCACGCUACAGAGAGAGGUCAAGUACCUUGAAAAGCAAUUAGCCAAGUUGGAGCUUGAGCGACAUAAAUUCAUCAGCAAUCCACUGCAGCUCCGCCGUUUCGAUUCCCACGUCAAAAAGGUCAAAGACUCCAUAGAACGAGGCCAUUGUGUCGUACUGGCCACUCAAGGUGUUCUCCUUGACGACGUAGCACAAGCACGAUCCAUGCACUUCAUGCGGUAUGUCAUUGUAUGGCUGCUAAGGCUUGCCUCCAACGCAGACCUUCCAAAGAGUAACCUUCCUCUUCCUCUUCCUAAGGAGCAACCCACUGCAUUCCAAUGUUUGCCUGAAUAUUUCGUCGAAGACAUUGUCGACAACUUCAAGUUCAUCACUCGGCACAUGCCUCAUAUCGUAACCUCUACACAGUGUGAGGAGUUGGUCAAGAUCUGUAUUACUUUCUUGCGAAGCUCGGAAUACAUCAAAAACCCCUACUUGAAGUCGGGUCUCGUCACCAUUCUCUUCUAUGGUAUCUGGGAGGUUGAUCGUAGGUCGAAAGGCAUUCUGGGCGAUGUCCUUUUCGCCAACAGCUUUUGCACAAAGCAUUUGCUACACUCUUUGAUGAAAUUCUACAUUGAAUGCGAGAGCACGGGAGCACAUACCCAAUUCUAUGAUAAAUUCAAUAUACGCUAUGAGAUCUUCCAGGUCAUCAAGUGCAUUUGGCCGAACCCGAUCUAUCGGGAGAAUCUGGCAACAGAAGCUCGGGUCAACCUGGAUUUCUUCGUACACUUUGUCAACCUUCUGUUGAAUGAUGUCACCUAUGUCCUGGAUGAGUCCUUCACGGCUUUCAAGCAAAUCCACGAGCUCUCCAAGGAGCUGAAGAGUCCUCCUGAGUCAAUGGAUCCAACUACCCGCCAGCAAAAGGAAGAGGCACUCUCGUCUGCUCAGGGCAGGGCUAAGAGCUACAUGCAGUUAACGAACGAGACCGUCUCCAUGUUGAAGCUCUUCACGGAGGCACUUAGUGAAUCGUUCACGAUGCCAGAAAUUGUCCAACGAUUAGCACACAUGUUAGAUUACAAUCUGGAUGCUCUUGUUGGCCCGAAGCAGUCUGAACUGAGGGUGGAGAACCCAGACGAAUAUGGAUGGCAUCCCAGGACCAUGUUAUCGGACAUUGUCGAUGUUUUCCUAAACCUCAGGGAGAAGAAGAGCUUCAUUGAUUCGGUAGCCACAGACGGGCGGUCUUACAAACCCGAAAACUUCCAAGCUGCCGGGCGCAUCAUGCAGAGUCGGGCACUCAAAGGACCCGAGCAGCUACAAGAAUGGGAACAAUUUGCCUUGCGCGUCCAAGAAGCCAAGGAAGAGGCCGAAAUGGAGGAGGCAGAUCUAGGGGAAGUCCCCGACGAAUUUACUGACCCUAUCAUGGCAACGCUUAUGGAAGACCCUGUCACUUUGCCAAACAGCAAGGCCGUGGUAGACCGCAGCACGAUCCGGAGUCAUCUUCUCAGUGAUCCCAAUGACCCCUUCAAUCGCAUGCCCCUUACCAUCGAUCAAGUCAUUCCCAACGAUGAAUUGAAGGCCAAGAUCCAAGCAUGGAAAGCAGAAAAGCGAGCAGAGAAGGCAGCCGAGCGCAGCGCGGCUCAGGCAGGGGGCGAACCCAUGGACACGACUUAAAGCGUACUGUAUCAUGCUUACUAUGAAAUAUGAUUCCAAGCGUACGUUCUAGCAUUUCCCUUUUGGCAUUGGAGGUAUCCUGGUGUUUGGGCGUCAUUAGGAGUACACAGCCACA